AUGGAGAAUAAUAGUAAUACAACAGAUACCACCGCUGCUAAUGCAUUAGCAAUUGUCGAUGCUGAUUUUGCAGUUGUUGCCAAAUGGAUUAUUCCAGUUAUUCCAGAGAACACAGUUUACGAAAAUCAUUGUUUAGUAGUCAAGGAUGAAAAGAUUUUAGAUAUUGUUAGAUUCUCAGAUUUAGAAAUGAGAUAUAAUGUAAAGAAUGUUAUAAAUUUAAAAGAAAUGAAUUCAGACAACAGUUCAUCUGUAAAUUCAACAAGCGAAUAUAUUUUAGCACCAGGUUUCUUCAAUAUGCACAGUCACAGCGCAAUGUCAUUAUUAAGAGGUUAUGCUGACGACGUUUCAUUGCACGAUUGGUUAACAAAGUUCAUCUGGCCUGCUGAAGCACAAUAUGUCAGUGAAGAGUUUGUUAAAGUUGGUACAGAGUUAGCUUGUUUAGAAAUGAUCAAAACUGGUACAACUUAUUGUAAUGAUAUGUAUUUUUACCCAGAAGUUGCCGCUAAAGUAUACGAAUCAUUUGGAAUGAGAGCUACAGUGGCCGCACCAAUUAUUAAAUUCCCAACUGUCUAUGCUAAAACUGAAGCUGAAUAUAUCGAAAAGGGUAUUACUUUAAUCGAAAAUUAUAGAAAUAAUAGUAAAAUCAAAAUUUCACUUGGUCCACAUGCUGUUUAUACAAUUACUGAUGAAGCAUAUAUCAAAGUUAAAGAAUUAUCAGAAAAAUAUAAUAUUAAAAUUCAUACACAUUUACAUGAAACAUGCCACGAGGUAUCAGAAGAAAUUAAAGCAGUUGGUAAGAGACCAAUCGAUAGAUUAAGAGAUCUUUCAGUUUUAUCACCAUCAUUAAUUGCAGCACAUAUGACACAAUUAACAAAGGAAGAUAUUGAUUUAACUGCUAAAAGUGGUAUUCAUGUAGUUCAUUGUCCAGAGUCCAAUUUGAAAUUGGGUGUUAAAGGCGUUUCACCAGUUCACAAACUUUUAAAACUCGGUAUUAACGUAUCAAUCGGUACAGAUUCAGCAGCAUCAAACGACGAUUUAGAUAUGUUAGGCGAAAUGAGAACUGCAGCAUAUAUCGAUAAAUUAUCAAGCAAUACCCACACACCAGAAGGUGGCGAAUCAGUAACACCAUCUUAUAAAAUGCUUGCUAUGUCUACUAUUAAUGGUGCUAAGGCUUUAGGUGUCGAUGAUAAAUUAGGUUCACUCCAAAUUGGUAAACUUGCAGAUUUUAUUGCCGUCAAAGUUUCAAGUCACCCAGUUUAUGACCCAAUCUCACAUUUAGUUUAUGUUGGCACUAACCAUGUCACCGAUGUUUGGGUAUCAGGUAAACAAUUAUUAAGAAACUCUAGACUUACUACCGUAAACGAAAAUCAACUCAAAUCAAAAGUUAUCGAAUAUCAACACAAAAUUAAUUCAACUCGUCCUAAAACAAAUCUUAAAAUUAUUAAUUAAAAAUUUAAAUAAUUUAAAAACAAUAAUAACAAUAAUAGUACAAAUAAUAACAAUAUAUUAUUAAUAAUAAUAAUAAUAAUAAUAAUAAUAAUAAUAAUAAUAUUUAAUUUAUAAAAUAAGCAAUUAUUACUAAUUAGCAUUUAAUAAUAAAAUUAUUUAUAUUUUAUAUAUAAAUUAUAUAGAUUUAAAAAUUAU
This is a messenger RNA of Dictyostelium purpureum, 1644 nucleotides long. RefSeq lists its product as uncharacterized. The transcript is spliced from 2 exons. Gene Ontology annotation, molecular function: hydrolase activity, acting on carbon-nitrogen (but not peptide) bonds. The record is from RefSeq and is a predicted model, not a curated record. The coding region runs from base 1 to 1449 and encodes 482 amino acids. NCBI's taxonomy places the organism in Eukaryota, Evosea, Eumycetozoa, Dictyosteliales, Dictyosteliaceae.